Molecule: messenger RNA, 1298 nt
Organism: Drosophila ficusphila
Lineage: Eukaryota; Metazoa; Arthropoda; Insecta; Diptera; Drosophilidae
Product: ornithine decarboxylase 2-like
Exons: 6
Coding region: 91-1275 (394 amino acids)
Cellular component (GO): cytoplasm
Molecular function (GO): ornithine decarboxylase activity
Source: RefSeq, a predicted model, not a curated record
UGGACACAACAUUUUGGCUAAUAACCAUUAAGUUUGGGAAAUAACAUUGUGCAAAAACGAAUCUGAUAGAUCAGUUGUGAUCUGCACGAGAUGGAGAGCAGUAAUCCAAAAACGCAUUUCUACGAAAAAGAGCUCGACAUCCGCCACGUGAUCGAGGAGUCCGACUUACAGAACCUGGACCAGGCACUCAACAUUUGCGAUCUGUCCAGCUUGGAGAGGAAACUUCGUCUCUGGCAGAAACUGAUGCCCAAGAUAAAACCGCAUUAUGCCGUCAAAUGCAAUGACAAUCCGGUGGUGGUGAAGUUUCUAGCGGAUCUUGGAAUUGGAUUCGACUGUGCAUCGAAAAACGAACUGAAACUGGUGCUCGGCUUCGGUGUUUCACCUGAACGAAUCAUUUUCGCACAUCCGUGUCGUCCUGUCAGCCACUUGAAGUUCGCCAAGAAGCAGAAGGUGCUCAAUGGAACGGUGGACAACGAGUACGAGAUCUACAAGCUGCACAAGCACUAUCCCAACUCCAAUCUCAUCGUGAGAUUCAAAAGUGAGGCCAAGAAGGCGUUGUGUCCCCUGGGCGACAAAUAUGGUUGUGAUGCAGCAGCGGAUGGCGCGGCCCUAAUGCUUUUGGCCAAGGCUUUAAAACUUAAGGUGACUGGCACCAGUUUCCACGUGGGUUCCGGAUGCAGCGAGGUUGAGGCCUUCGAUCGGGCGAUCGAGAAGGCCGAGAACAUCUUCAGGGCCGGCGAAUUCAUUGGCCACGAUAUGAACUUACUGGAUAUUGGAGGCGGCUUUCCCGGCAUCGACGAUAACAUGUUCGGAAAGAUGGCGGAGGCUGUCAACUCUUCAGUGCAGCUCCGCUUUCCCGAUGAGCGUGUCCAAAUAAUCGCCGAACCAGGGCGAUUCUUUGUGGGAGCUGCUUACACUUUGAUCUGCAAGGUUCAUGCCAAGCGAGAAGUCCGCAGUAAAGAUGGAAAGCUGGAUCAGUUGAUGUACUACCUAAAUGAUGGCAUAUUCGGUGCAUUCGCGGGACUCUUUUACUAUCCCGAACCGGUGACUCCUCAGCUUUACUUGGAUGAAGCUGAAAAUAUGCCAAAGUUUAGAUCUGUGAUUUGGGGACCAAGCUGCGAUGCACUGGAUAAGAUAUCGGGAGACCUGUUCUUACCCAACUUGAACCCGGGGGAUCUUUUGGGGUUUCGCAACAUGGGAGCCUACGCAAUGCCCAUUGCCAGUCCCUUCAAUGGAUUCGACGUGCCUGAGACUCGGUUCUAUCGAGCUAAAUGACUUUAUUUCAUUUUGAAUGUUUU